This is a messenger RNA of Aspergillus tubingensis, 858 nucleotides long. Its product is annotated as class I SAM-dependent methyltransferase. The record is from RefSeq and is a predicted model, not a curated record. The coding region runs from base 1 to 858 and encodes 285 amino acids. The transcript has a single exon. NCBI's taxonomy places the organism in Eukaryota, Fungi, Ascomycota, Eurotiomycetes, Eurotiales, Aspergillaceae.
AUGGCUUCCUCCAAAACCGAGCUCGACUAUCGCGUUACCGACGACGUCGGCUACGGCCUUGGUAGCGAAACCGCGGCCGCAUUUCGACUCAAUGGAAUAUUUCACUUCUGGAAAGAGCACCUCGGCUUCAAUAUCCACCCGACCAUUCGGGAGUCCUUGCAAACGCCAAAUCCCCGCAUCGCAGAUGUAGCCACAGGCACAGCGAUCUGGCUCAUAGACCUGGCGAAGGAGCUUCCCGAUGCGACCCUCGACGGGUUCGAUCUCACCCUCGACAUGGCGCCCCCGGUGGAGUGGCUCCCACCAAAUAUCACCUUGCGGCAGUGGAAUAUCUUCGAAGACCUACCAGAAGAAUUAGUGGGACAAUUCGAUCUUGUACAUCUCCGACUACUCCUACCAGUCAUCCAGAAUGGCGAUCCCUCAUCAAUCAUUCACAAGAUCACCCGCAUGCUAAAGCCCGGAGGAUGGAUCCAAUGGGAUGAUCUGAACAUCCGAGAGGCAAAGAUCUUCAAAGCCAGGCCCGAACUCAAGAUCGAAGCGUUGGAAUACCUCUCUCGGUUCUGGAAUACCGGCGAACGGCAAGAAUGGAUUGGUCGUCUUCCGCAGAGUUUUGAACAAGAGGGACUGAAACGAACGAGCAUUGAUCGAUAUGAAAAUUUGAAGCAAUAUCUCAAGGCCGACUGCGAGGGAUAUAUCGUGACUUGCGAAGAGACUGCGCGGACACUUGCCAGGAAGGGCAAGGUGGAUGAAGCCAAAGAAUUCGCUCAGAUCGUUCACCAAGCAUCGCUGGAAGCUGCGGCUGGCGCUGCCGUGGUGGCUACUAGGGUCGUUUGUAUCGGGCAAAAGCCAGUGGAGCUGUGA